AUGGCCGAUGAACUCGAUAUUGCUGACGUUCGCGUCUUCUUUCUUGCUGAUUAUUUAAUCAAAUCUUUACGGCUACGGUCGGAUAAAUGGACCAAAAUGGUUCAAAUUGAAGAUCAAAAUCGAACUAUUCUCGACUUUUGUGACAAAGCUCAACCGACCCUAUUGGUCUUUCAUGUUAACCCAGCCGGCAAUCUUGUUGUUGGAACGGCAUUUCCUGCAUCAUUGAAAACCAAGGCAUGUUUUUUCGCGAAAAAACUACCUGAACCGUUGCAGCGCGAAUCCAAAGAAAAAGUGACUUCAGCUUUGAAUUUUGGUGAUUUAUCCAAUGCAGCACUCGAACAAUUACAAAUUUAUGUUAAUGACGUCGUUCGUCCGUUGAUUGCCACGCCUCAAAAUCAUGAAGAGUGGCCCGAUGUUAUCUCGAGUGAUUUACAAAAACACGUUUCUGAUCUUCAAUCUCAACUUCAAGUGGUCAAUAGUCUUGUGAAGGGAAAGAUUUUACUUCCUUAUCCAAAAUACACAUCGUCAUCGACAACAUCCAAUGGAACAACAACAAACACUAAUGGACAUUCCCGAGCACAUGAAUCAGCACAAACAAGUUCGAAAAACGGAGAAGUUAUUGACCUGAAAUUAGUUCAUGCAGUCGAAUCGGUUGUUAUCGAAUGGUCACAUCAAAUUCGUCAAGUUUUAAAGAAAGAUUCCGCACAACCGCUACUCGAUGGCCUUGAUCCUUUACCAUCAACUGAAAUCGAAUUUUGGAAAUCCAAACGUGCACAUUUAGAAUCGAUUUCCGAACAACUUCAUGACCCACGCGUUGGUAAAAUGGGUGAACUACUCGACAAAAGUAAAAGUUCCUACUAUCCAUCAUUUCAACAGAUUCAAGACGAUGUUAGUUAUGCACUUGACGAAGCGCAAGAUAUUGAUACAUACCUACGUCCAUUAGCAAGUCAUUUUGAAUCAUUAGAAACCACGGAUUUCCUCGAAGCGAAAAAUCUCUUCAAGCCCAUGUUUCGUGUCAUCGGUUUAGUUUACGAUAAUUGUGAACACUAUGCCAGUGCACCGCGAAUUGUUGUUCUUCUCCAAGAAAUAUGUAAUUUAGUUAUGAAACAAGCAAGUGAAUAUUUAGAACCAAUGGAAUUAUUCAAAGGUGAAGUAGAUGAAGCAUUGAGAAAAAUUGACGAUACAAUGGAAUCGUUACAAGAAUUUCGUAAUGAGUAUGAAGAAACACGACAAAGAAUGGGCUCGAAAUGGGAUUUCUCGUCGGAAUAUGUCUUUACGAAAUGGGAUGUUUUUAUGCAAAGAGUGGAGAAGAUCAAAGAUUUAUUUUCAACGGCACAUGCUUUUCUUAAAUUAGAAAAAGUUGAAAUCGGUGGCGUGAAAGGCCGCGCUUUGUCAAUGGAAAUCAUACAAAUCUAUGAAGAAUUCAAAGAAGCAUUCGAAAAAUUCGGUAGCAAAACGUACAAUCCUCUCGAUACGAAAAAUACGGAGUUUAUCGAGGACAUCGAACAAUUUCAAGACACAAUCGACGAUCUCGAUCGUCGCCUAGGUCGUAUAGCUAAUCAAGCCUUCAAUGAUUGUAACAGUCUUGAGAGUAUGUUCAAACUAAUUCAAAUCUUCGGUUCGUUACUCGAUCGAUCAAAAAUCAAUCAUGUUUUUGCCCAUAAUUAUCCAAUAAUUCUCAAACAAGUCGAGCAAGAAUUGGAUGAUGCCAAAGAACUAUUCGAUCAUCAAAUGGCCUAUCAAGAAGAGCACGGGUCGAUUCAAUUGGAACGUAACAUGACCAAAGUAGCAGGCAGUUUAGUUUGGGCGGAAGAACUUAAACAACGAUAUACACAACCUGUCGAACAAUUUCGCAUGAUGGAAAAUGAAAUAACGCAAAAGCCAGAAGUAAAACGGAUUGAAGAAAAGUACAAUGAAUUAGAUGCGCUUGUCGAUGCGUUUGUUCAAAACCUUUAUAAAGAAUGGGCUUCUAAUGUUGGCGAAGCAUCGAAAUUCAAUCUGAAUCAGAAUUUGAUCACACGAAAUCGAAAGAAUGAUCUCAUUCAAUUGAACUUUCAUCCCCAACUUGAAGCAGUUCUACGUGAAGUCCGCUAUCUCGAAAUCAAAGACCAUAAAGAUAUCCCACAAGCUGCUCUCGAUAUCUACAAAGACAAUGAAACAUAUUUAUUUUACAUCGACAAUUUAAACUAUACCAUCACAUCCUACAAUAAAAUUCGCGAAACAGUGGCAGAAGUCGAGUUUCCAUUAAUCGAAGCACAACUUUCCUCUAUCGAUAAACAAUUAUCCAAGGCAGAAAAUGAACUAACCUGGGCAACACCUAAUAUUCGUGAUCACAUUAUUCAUACCCGAACGAUAGUAUCUGAUCUUGAACAACGACUUCAAAAAUCGAAAAAUAACAUUCUCGAAAUUCAAUCAAUCAUGGCCACAUGGUCGAAAAGUCCACUUUACGAGCGUGCUAGUGCUCGUGGCGGUGCCAAUGAAAAACAGAUCAGUGCUGAUAACCUUUUGAUCGUAUCGGAUUUAGAAGAACGAUUGAAUAAACGCUACCGGGAAGUUCGUGAAGCUGGUGAUCGUAUACAUGGCUUAGUGCGUGAGAAUCGAGAGUAUUUAGAGGUUAAGGAGAACGAUUCGUCUACAUCGGAAAAUUGGAAAGCUUAUAUUGAAUACAUUGAUGAAAUGCUAACCGACGGCUUUUAUGCCAUUGUCCAAUGUGAUCUAGAUUUCUUUCGACAAGAAACCGAUCGAAAGAACAAUCCCGAACCAUUAUUUCAAGUUUUUCUCGAAGUUCAUCCUCCAGAAAUGUUAUUUUCGCCUUCGAUCGAACCCAAUGCACCUGAUGGCUUCGCUGAUUUUGUCGAUAGUCUCAUUGCGAACUCGUACAAACAAGCUUCAUUAAUCCCACGUCUAGCUAAGCAUCUUCCUCUUGAGAACUAUCAACCGGACAUUCAAGAAAUGAGUUCACUGACCGAAAUUCGCCAUGAAAUCAACGAUCGUGUUCAUCGUGUACUAUCCAAAGCGAAUGAAUACCAACGUUCGUUCGAUCGCUAUGCCUAUCUGUGGACAGACGAUCGUAAAGAAUUUAUGCGUCAAUUUCUCCUCUACGGUCAUGUUCUGACACCCGAAGAGAUUCAACAACAUGCACUCGAUGGUAUUCCAGAAAAUUCACCGACCACCGCACAGUUUCGUGAACAGAUCGAUACGUAUGAAGCAAUCUAUGACGAAGUAGGAAAGAUUGAUCCAAUCCAGAUCUAUGACAAAUGGUUCCGAAUCGAUGCACGCCCAUUCAAACAAACAUUAAUGAGCACAGUGAAGAAAUGGUCGUUCAUGUUCAAACAAUGGCUUAUUGAACAUGUUACUAACAGUUUGAACGAACUUCAAGAAUUUAUUCAAAAAACGGAUGCACAACUAAAACGUCCAGUUAAAGAAGGUGAUUACAACCAUCUCGUUGAAAUUAUGGCGCAUUUAGCUGCAAUUAAACAACGGGAACAAGCCACCGAUGCAUUAUUCACACCAUUGAAAGAAACCAUUGAACUAUUGAAAUCCUACAAUCAAGAAUUGCCGGAAGAAGUUCAUGAGCAAUUGGAAAUCCUACCCGAAAAAUGGUUGAAUCUCAAACGUAAUUAUGUUGCCGUUCGACAGAAUGUCGCACCGUUACAAGCGCAAGAAAACGCAAAGAUCCGUCAGCGUCUGGCUGAGUUCGAUGUUAUUCAAACACAAUUUCGCGAACGAUUCAAAAACGAAGCUCCAUAUGCCUACGAUACACCGAAUGCUUAUAAGAAAUUAGACCGAGUUAACAAAGAUUUAGCUAAACAAGAAGCGGAAUUGGAUAAACUAAUGAAAUCAUCUGCAUUAUUCGAAGUUUCCUUUCCAGAUUUCAAACUUAUCAAACAAUGUCGAAAGGAUAUCAAACUAUUGAAACAACUCUGGGAUUACAUCAGUCUAGUUCGAUACAGUAUGGACGAUUGGAAAUCCACACGUUGGCGUGAAAUCAAUGUUGAAGCGAUGGAUGCUGAGGUGAAAAAAUUUCAACGCGAUAUCAAAUUACUCGACAAAGAAAUGCGUUCAUGGAAUGCGUAUAUUCGACUAGAACAAAUUCUAAAGAAUACGAUCACUGCACUCCGUUCGAUAACUGAAUUACAAAAUCCAGCUAUACGUGAACGUCAUUGGGAUGAACUGAUGACAUGCACAGGUGUGCAAUUCUCCAUGUCCGCGCAGACCACUCUCGAAGAAUUGCUCAAUCUGAAUUUGUACAAUUACGAAGAAGAAGUGCGAAAUAUUGUCGAUAAAGCUGUGAAAGAAAUGAGUAUGGAGAAAACAAUCAAAGAUAUUGAAAAUACGUGGAAAACUAUGGAAUUCACAACGGAUCCACAUCCACGUACUGGAAUUCAAUUGUUAACAGCAAGUGAUGAACUGAUCGAAACUCUGGAAGAUCAUCAAGUACAAUUACAGAAUAUGUUGCAAUCGAAAUAUAUCGCAUUUUUUGAAAAUCAAGUUUCGUCGUGGCAAAAGAAGCUCAGUCAAGCAGAUCAGGUUAUACAGAUUCUGCGUGAAGUGCAGAAGACAUGGGCGCAUUUAGAAUCAAUUUUUAUUGGAACUGAAGAUAUUCGAAAACAACUACCGGAACAUUCACAACGCUUCGAUGAGAUUGAUCGUGAUUUUAAGAAAGUGGCCGAAGAAAAUCAACGUGUUUUGAAUGUUAUCGCUUGCACGAAUCGAGACGGUGUUUAUGAGCAGUUAGAAAGCAUAAAAAAUCGUUUAGCCAUCUGUGAGAAAGCUCUUGCGGAAUAUCUCGAAACAAAACGUCUAGCAUUUCCACGAUUCUAUUUUGUGUCACCAGCUGAACUCUUGGAUAUUCUAUCCAAUGGCAAUGUCCCAGAGAAAGUCAUGCGACAUUUAAGUAAAUUAUUUGAUUCGAUUGCUAGACUGGACUUGAUUGACAACAAACGUACUCGAGAUGCGAAAUCCAAAGAAGCGAUUGCGAUGUAUUCGAAAGAAUCUGAAAAAGUCGAUUUUCGAGAUCCAUGCGAUCUCAGUGGACAAGUCGAAGUUUGGCUCAAUCGUUUACUGGAUAAGAUGCGCGAAACUGUUCGUUAUUGGCUUGCAGAAGCAAUCAAUGCCUACGAAGAUAAACCGCGCGAGCUUUGGGUUCAAGAUUAUCCAGCACAAAUCGCUUUAACUGGUUCUCAAGUCUUUUGGACGAUGGAAGUCAAUUCUGCCUUCGCACGUAUUGAAGAAGGCUAUGAAAAUGGCUUGAAAGAUUAUUAUAAGAAAGCUGUUGGUCAAUUGAAUGCUUUGAUUGAAAUGCUAUUAACGGAUAUCUCACCAUUAGAACGACAAAAGAUCGAAACUAUUUGUACAAUUGACGUACACGCUCGUGAUGUCGUGGCAAAAAUGAUUCAAGCGCGAGUGGAAAACUCUAGUGAAUUUUUAUGGCAAUGCCAAUUAAGACAUCGAUGGGACGAACGGGAAAAAGACUGUUUCGCUAACAUAUGUGAUGCUCAAUUUCGCUAUGCACAUGAAUAUCUUGGCAAUCAGCCACGUCUAGUUAUUACACCAUUGACAGAUCGGUGCUAUAUCACAUUGACCCAAUCGCUUCAUUUAAUUAUGGGCGGCGCACCUGCUGGACCAGCUGGUACGGGAAAAACCGAGACAACAAAAGAUUUAGGUCGAGCAUUGGGUGUGAUGGUUUAUGUUUUUAACUGCUCGGAACAGAUGGAUUAUCAAUCGAUUGGAAAUAUCUACAAAGGCCUAUCUCAAACAGGUGCAUGGGGUUGUUUCGAUGAAUUCAAUCGAAUCUCUGUCGAAGUACUUUCGGUCGUUGCAGUCCAAGUCAAAACAAUUCAAGAUGCUAUUCGGGAUAAAAAACCACGGUUCAACUUCAUGGGUACUGACAUUAGUCUUAACCCUGUCGUUGGUCUUUUUAUUACAAUGAAUCCUGGCUAUGCUGGCCGAACAGAAUUACCAGAAAAUUUGAAGGCUUUGUUUCGUCCAUGUGCUAUGGUUGUUCCAGAUAUUGAAAUGAUUUGUGAAAUUAUGCUUGUAACCUCGGGUUUCAAAGAUGGCAAAUUGCUUUCGUGCAAAUUCAUUACUCUAUACAAUCUAUGCAAAGAAUUAUUAUCCAAACAACACCAUUACGAUUGGGGCCUACGAGCAGUUAAGUCAGUGUUAGUUGUAGCUGGUGCUCUUCGUCGUGCUGAUCCAAAUCGACCGGAACGAGAAGUUCUAAUGCGAGCACUACGAGAUUUCAAUAUUCCAAAGAUUGUACAUGAUGAUUUGCCAAUUUUCAUGGGUUUAAUCGGAGAUCUAUUUCCUGCACUUGAUGUGCCUCGUAAACGAGAUCUGAAAUUUGAAGAAGAAGUGAAACGUGCCGCUCUUGAUCUUAAACUUCAACCGGAAGAUGCAUUUAUUCUCAAAGUUGUUCAAUUGAAGGAGCUUUUCGAAGUUCGUCAUUCCGUCUUCAUUGUUGGUAAUGCGGGUACAGGUAAAAGUCAAAUCUGGAAAACGUUGAAUCGAUUGUAUUCGAAUGAAAAACGACGGCCUGUGGCAAUUGAUCUCGAUCCAAAAGCAGUGACGAACAAUGAAUUGUUUGGCUUUAUGAAUCCAUCAACACGCGAAUGGAAAGACGGAUUGUUUUCCACGAUCAUGCGUGAUCUUGCUUCAAUGGCGCAUGAUGGUCCAAAAUGGAUUGUUCUCGAUGGUGACAUCGAUCCAAUGUGGAUUGAAUCCUUAAAUACAGUCAUGGAUGAUAAUAAAGUGUUAACUUUGGCUAGUAAUGAACGUAUUCCCUUGAAUCCAACAAUGCGCUUACUAUUUGAAAUCAGUCACUUGCGAACGGCAACACCAGCUACUGUUUCACGUGCCGGUAUUCUAUACAUCAAUCCACAAGAUCUCGGCUGGGGUCCACAAGUCGCAACAUGGAUCGAUUCUCGGCCAAUUCAAUCCGAACGUGCUAAUCUGCAAAUUCUAUUUGAUAAAUAUCUUCCACCUUGUAUGGAAAUGUUAAAAUCAAAUCGUUUCAAAAAAAUUACUCCACUCGUCGACGGUUGUCACGUGUGGACGUUGUGCCAUCUCUUGGAAUGCUUACUUGUUCCAGAAAACUGUCCACCGGAUUGCUCGAAAGAACUCUACGAACAAUAUUUCGUUUGGGCUUGCAUAUGGGCGAUGGGCGCAUCCUUAUUUCAAGAUCAGUAUACUGCCUUUCGGUCGGAUUUAAUUGAUCAUCGCGUGGAAUUCUCACGUUGGUGGACCCUGGAAUUUAAAGCAGUUAAGUUUCCAACGACAGCACAUACCACUGUCUUUGAUUAUUAUAUUGAUUCUGAAACGAAAAAAUUCGAAUUAUGGAGUAAAAAAGUACCCAAAUUUGAACUUGAUCCCGACAUUCCUCUACAAGCGGCUUUGGUACCAACGCCGGAAACAGUUCGAAUUCGAUACUGGAUGGAUCUUCUCAUGGAACGUGGAUAUCCUGUUAUGCUAGUGGGAGGUGCUGGCAGUGGAAAAACUGUUAUUGUUAAUGAUAAAUUACAAUCAUUAAAUAAUGAACUAUGGACGGUUGUGAACGUUCCGUUCAACUAUUAUACAUCGUCAGAAAUGUUACAAUCCAUUCUGGAGAAACCACUUGAACGUAAAGCAGGUCGUAAUUAUGGUCCACCAGGAAAUAAACGACUUGUUUAUUUCAUCGAUGAUAUGAAUAUGCCGGAAAUGGAUAAAUACUAUACUGUUCAAGCCCAUACCAUUCUUCGACAAUAUCUUGACUAUAAACAUUGGUAUGAUCGACAAAAAUUAACUUUACGUGACAUUCACAACUGUCAGUAUGUGGCUUGCAUGAAUCCAACUGCUGGUAACUUCACGAUUGAUUCUCGUAUUCAAAGACAUUUUGCUGUCUUUGCUGUCUCAUUUCCUGGACAUGAUUCGCUACGAACUAUAUACAAUAGUAUUUUAUCUCAGCAUUUAUCAGCGCCGCAUAACGCACCGUUCACUCAAGCUAUUCAACGUUAUACUCCACAACUAGUGGAUGGCGCACUUGCAGUACAUCAGCGUGUAGCAUCGACUUUUCUUCCAACUGCAAUUAAAUUUCAUUAUAUAUUCAACUUACGAGAUCUUUCAAAUAUCUUCCAGGGUAUUCUUUUCGCUACUGGCGAAUGCGUUAAAACCACUAAAGACCUAGUUCGAUUGUAUGUCCACGAAGCUGAACGUGUCUACGGUGAUAAAUUAGUUUCAGCGGAUGAUAUUGACUCAUUUCAAAAGAUAUUCCGUGACACAGUGAAAAAGAAUUUCUCCGAUGUCGAUGAGGACAAUUGUUUCCGUCGUCCAUUGAUUUAUACUCAUUUUUCCACGGGCAUCGGCGAUCCGAAAUACAUGCCUAUUGACAACUGGCAACAACUAACUAAACUGCUAACUGAUGCUUUAGAUAAUUACAAUGAAGUCAACGCAAACAUGAAUCUCGUUCUAUUCGAAGAUGCCAUGAUGCAUGUUUGUCGAAUCAAUCGUAUCUUGGAAUCACCACGCGGAAAUGCCUUACUUGUUGGUGUAGGCGGAAGUGGAAAACAGAGUUUAUCGCGAUUAGCAGCAUCUGUGUCGUCACAGGAAGUUUUCCAAAUCACUAUACGCAAAGGUUAUGGCAUUGCGGAAUUGAAACUCGAUUUAAAUAAUUUGUACAUCCGUGCGGGUAUUAAAAACAUUCCAACAGUAUUUUUGAUGACGGACGCUCAAGUUGCUGAUGAGAAGUUUCUCGUUCUGAUCAAUGACAUGCUUGCGUCAGGUGAAAUCAACGGCCUCUUCACUGAUGAUGAAACGGCAGAUAUAUUAGCAAGUGUGAAAAAUGAAGUGCGAGCACAAGGUAUCGAAGACACUAGAGAAAAUUGUUGGAAAUUCUUCAUUGAUAAAGUUCGACGAAAUUUAAAGAUCGUUCUCUGCUUUUCGCCGGUUGGUUCAACAUUGCGUGUUCGUGCUCGACGCUUUCCAGCAUUGGUCAAUUGUACUAAUAUCGAUUGGUUUCAUGAAUGGCCGGAAACAGCGUUGGUGUCUGUAGCAAAACGAUUUAUUCAAGAUGUUGAAAGCUUACCGAAAGAAUAUCAAGAUUCCGUUGCAGAAUUUAUGGCCUAUGUUCACAGUUCAGUGAAUGAAAUGAGUGUUCAAUAUUUAACCAACGAACGACGAUUUAACUAUACGACGCCGAAGUCGUUCCUUGAACAGAUUGGUUUGUACCGUAAUUUAUUGCAGAUGAAGCGUCGCGAACAUGAAGAUGGCAUUCUUCGUCUUCAGAAUGGUUUAGUUAAACUUGAAUCUGUUGCCAAACAAACGGACGAGUUGAAAGAAAAAUUGAAAGUUGAAGAAGUUGAAGUUACGAAGAAGAACGAAGAAGCGGAUCGUUUGAUAAAAGUAGUGGAAACUGAAACGAAAAAAGUGACUGAACAACGUGAAGCAGCUGCGAUUGAAGAAAAAGAAGUGGCAGAAAAGAAAGAACGGGUCGCCGAACGACAAGCCGAAUGUGAUCAUGAUCUUCAAAAGGCUCUACCAGCUCUGGAAGCAGCAAAAGAUGCGUUGAAUACACUUAAUCGAAAUAAUCUUACAGAAUUGAGAUCAUUUGCUACGCCGCCAUCUGCUGUUUUGAAAGUCACUGCAUCCAUCCAGAUUCUUCUUGCACCACCAAAUCGUGUUCCACGUGAUCGAACAUGGCGUGCGGCAAAAUCUAUGAUUGGUGAUGUAGGAGUUUUCCUAAAUACUCUAUUGAACUACGAUAAGAAUCAUAUACCAGAAUCAUCCUUGAAGGCUAUUGAAGAGUACUUACGUGAUCCAGAUUUCAAUCCUGAUGCUAUUCGACGUGUUUCAUUUGCUGCCGCUGGUCUAUGUGCUUGGACUAUUAAUAUAGUACAAUACUAUCGUGUCUAUUGUGAAGUUGAACCGAAGCGUUUGGCAGCGGAAGAGGCAACCGAACAAUUGAGACAAACUGAAGAACAAUUCAAUGCAACGCAAGCGAAAUUAGCUAAACUACAAGCAGCACUACAAACUUUAAAAGAUCAAUAUCAAUCAGCACAGAAUGAAAAGGACGAAUGCCAACGUGCCGCAGAUCAAACAGCAUAUACGAUUAAUCUUGCCAACCGUCUUGUUGGCGGUUUGGCUUCUGAAAAAGAACGAUGGACGAACACAAUUCAACAAUCUCAAAUUCUUGGCAAAUUUUUACCAGGAAACGUGCUGAUUACAACAGCUUAUCUCUCCUACGUUGGUUAUUUCACUAAAUAUUACCGUGAAGAACUUCUCUAUCGUCGCUGGAUGCCAUUUUUACGAAAUCUAAAAGUUCCAGUACCAGUCACAGAUAAUCUUGAUCCUCUAUCGAUGUUAAUUGAUGAUGCUGAUAUGGCAGCAUGGAAUAACGAAGGUCUGCCUGCUGAUCGAAUGUCCUAUGAAAAUGCAACUAUCCUGACCAACUGUGAACGAUGGCCACUGAUGGUUGAUCCACAACUGCAAGGUGUCAAAUGGAUUCGUACUCGUUACGGCGAUAAACUAGUUGUGAUUCGUUUGGGUGCGAAAGGCUAUAUGGAAAAAAUUGAACAUGCUAUAGCUGCUGGUGAAACUCUACUUGUGGAAAAUAUUGAAGAAAACAUUGAAGCCAUUCUUGAUCCAUUGAUUGGUCGAAAUACCAUUCGUAAAGGUCGUGCUAUUAAAUUAGGUGACAAAGAAAUCGAAUUUCAUCCGGAAUUUCGUUUGAUCUUGCAAACCAAACUUGCCAAUCCACAUUACAAACCUGAAAUGCAAGCUCAAACAACAUUGAUUAACUUCACCGUCACACGCGAUGGUCUCGAAGAUCAACUUCUCGCCGAUGUUGUUGCGCUUGAACGACCUGAUUUGGAAAAAUCGAAAUACGAAUUAACUCGUCAGAAGAAUGAAUAUAAGAUUAGUUUGAAAAAAUUGGAAGAUUCUUUGUUACAACGUUUAGCAGCUGCCAAGGGCAAUUUUCUCAGCGAUGUAGCGCUAGUAGAAAAUUUAGAGAAAACUAAAUCAACAGCAAUUGAAAUUGAACACAAGAAAAAUGAAGCAGAGAAAACCAGUGAACAAAUUGAUAAAACACGUGAAGUUUAUCGACCAGCAGCAACACGUGCCAGUUUACUUUAUUUUAUCAUGAACGAUUUGAGAAAAAUUCAUCCAAUGUAUCAGUUCUCACUGAAAGCAUUUAAAAUCGUUUUCGCAAAAGCCAUUCAAAAAUCUGAAGAAAGUGAUGAUGUAAAGCAACGUGUGUUGAAUCUGAUUGAUUCAAUUACAUAUUCAACAUCACUUUACACCACUCGGUCAUUGUUCGAACAACACAAAUUGAUCUUUACGUCGCAAAUGGUCUUUCAGAUUCUUUUGACCAAUAAAGAAAUCGAUACGAAAGAAUUAGAAUUCCUUCUGCGCUAUCCAUACGUACCCAAUCUCACAAGUCCAGUGGAUUUCUUAAAUGAUCAAUCAUGGGGUGGAAUCAAAGCUUUGUCAACUAUGGACGAGUUUCAUAAUUUAGAUCGAGAUAUCGAAGGCUCAGCGAAACGAUGGAAGAAGUUUGUAGAAUCCGAAGCACCGGAAAAAGAGAAAUUUCCUCAGGAAUGGAAGAGUAAAACGUCAUUACAAAAGUUAUGUUUAAUGCGAGCAUUAAGACCUGAUCGAAUGCUGUACGCAUUGAGUUUAUUUGUGGAAGAGAAAUUGGGCCGAAAAUAUGUGGAAAAUCGAACGAUUGAAUUUGCACGUUCAUAUGAAGAAACGACGAAAGCAACACCCAUCUUCUUCAUUCUCUCACCAGGUGUUGAUCCAUUGAAGGAAGUGGAAAGUCUUGGUCGAAAGAUGGGCUUCACAGCUGAUAAUGGCAAAUUUCAUAAUAUCUCCCUUGGACAAGGACAAGAUGUCGUGGCCGAAAAAGCUCUCGAUGAUGGCUCACGUGAUGGUCAUUGGGUUGUCUUACAAAAUAUUCAUUUAGUUGCUCGAUGGUUACCGCAAUUAGAAAAGAAGUUAGAACAAACAGCGGAAUUUGCACAUGAAGAUUCCCGAGUAUUUCUCUCGGCAGAACCUGCACCCGAUCCUGAAGCUCAUGCCAUUCCUCAAGGUAUACUUGAAUCAGCAAUCAAGAUUACGAAUGAAGCACCAACAGGAAUGUACGCGAAUGUUCAUAAGGCGUUGGAUAAUUUCGAUCAAGAUACAAUGGAACGUUGUUCGAAAGAGAAUGAAUUUAAAUCGAUUCUAUUUGCACUCUGCUAUUUUCAUGCUGUCGUUGCUGAACGUCGCAAAUUUGGACCUAUUGGUUGGAACAGACGAUAUCCAUUCAAUAAUGGUGAUCUAACAAUCAGUGUCGAUGUUCUGUAUAACUACUUGGAAGCGAACUCGAAAGUACCUUGGGAAGAUCUUCGUUAUUUAUUUGGGGAAAUUAUGUAUGGUGGUCACAUUACUGACGAUUGGGAUCGUCGUUUGUGUCGAAACUAUCUCGAAACAUAUAUCAACCCAGAUAUGUUCGAUGGUGAUUUGUAUCUAGCACCAUCAUUUCCCGUUCCACCGAAUACAGAUUACAAAGGUUACCAUCAAUAUAUCGAUGAGUAUCUACCACUCGAGUCGCCCUACUUAUAUGGUCUUCAUCCCAAUGCAGAAAUCGACUUUUUGACGACGACGAGUGAAAUUCUAUUUCGAACCGUAUUAGAGUUACAACCACGGGAUGCUGGUGCUGGCUCGUCAGAGAGUGGUUCGGCAACGAGUCGAGAAGAAAAGAUAAAAGCUGUUCUGGAUGAUAUUAUGGGUCGAUUACCGGACGAAUUCAGUAUGCCGGAAUUGUUUGCUAAGACAGAAGAGAAAACACCGUAUACGGUUGUUGCUUUACAAGAAUGCGAACGAAUGAAUGCACUAUUGAAAGAAAUGAGACGUUCUUUGAAAGAGUUAGACUCAGGUCUAAAGGGUGAAUUGACUGUUACUGCCGAUAUGGAAGCACUACAAGAAUCUCUCUAUCUCGAUCAAGUGCCCAAAACCUGGGAACUUCGAGCAUAUCCAUCGCUAUUUCCUCUAAGCUCAUGGUUCGUUGAUUUGCUCAAUCGAUUCAAAGAUCUCGAAUCGUGGACUAGCGAUUUUCAACUACCAUAUGCUGUUACCCUAGGCUAUCUUUUCAAUCCUCAAUCAUUUUUAACUGCAAUUAUGCAGACAACAGCACGUAAAAACGAGUGGCCUCUUGAUCGUAUGUGUUUAUCAAUUGAUAUAACAAAACGAACAAAAGAAGAACUUGGCGGUGCACCACGUGAAGGGGCAUACAUAUGGGGUCUCUAUCUCGAAGGUGCUCGAUGGGACACCCAAACAUCACAAUUAGCCGAAGCGAAACUAAAAGAGAUCACAUCACCCAUGCCAGUUAUAUUUGUCAAAGCGAUACCUAUUGACCGUAUGGAUACGAAAGGUAUGUAUGAAUGUCCAGUUUAUAAGAUAAAAACACGUGGUGCUCAUUUUGUCUGGACAUUCUUUUUGAAAACGAAAGAAAAACCGAGUAAAUGGGUACUUGGUGGUGUUGCUCUACUACUACAAAAAUAG
Molecule: messenger RNA, 13521 nt
Organism: Adineta ricciae
Lineage: Eukaryota; Metazoa; Rotifera; Eurotatoria; Adinetida; Adinetidae
Source: the annotation of a GenBank genome assembly